Rhopalosiphum maidis (corn leaf aphid) is the source of this 2422-nucleotide messenger RNA. RefSeq names its product protein charlatan (gene chn). Gene Ontology annotation, cellular component: nucleus. Gene Ontology annotation, molecular function: RNA polymerase II transcription regulatory region sequence-specific DNA binding; DNA-binding transcription factor activity, RNA polymerase II-specific. The transcript is spliced from 4 exons. Lineage: Eukaryota; Metazoa; Arthropoda; Insecta; Hemiptera; Aphididae. Gene Ontology annotation, biological process: regulation of transcription by RNA polymerase II. The record is from RefSeq and is a predicted model, not a curated record. The coding region runs from base 503 to 2188 and encodes 561 amino acids.
CGGAUUUUUUUUUCAGCCGAUAAACGCAAAACCAAACCGUUUGCCGUCGGACGGCGGAUGUCCGUUGUUGUCAGUUAUUGCCGGGUAAACGUACCCAUCUACCGGCAGAGGGAGCUGUUGGACGACCACAAUACUCUCUGUACACGUCGCAAUGCAUUUAUUUAAGUCAAUCAUCAUAUACGUUUGUGGUGGUAGUCGUUUAUUAUCAUUUCCCUGGGCGCGCGGUCAUUUGUCGUGCCGUCGUCGUUAUCCGCGUCACCACCAUUCGGCCACGGUCGGCAAUUGAUCCAGACGCCGCGGGAACACACCACGGCUUCUCUGCGAUAUCGGUACGUAACCAAGACACGCAUAAUAACAAUAAUAAUACACGACAACAACAACAACAACAAUAACAACAACAACAACAACAUCGACGACGACGACGACGACGACAAUAUUAUACGGGUGACGCGUGCCCCGUACAACGAUCCAGUUGGUGGAAUUAUAUGAUAGGUAGCCCACAAUGGCAGACGUGCAAAUGGAUAUUUACGAGGACAUGUUCAAAGAGAUUACGAAAAAAAUUUACGGGCAAGAUACAUCGUCAUCCGAGGACAGGCAGUUUGCUGGUCAAGACGCGUACAAAAUGGUAGAAGAGGGCUUGAGCAUGAUCGACAACGACGACGCGGCCGAGUCGUUCGUCGAACAAUCGCAGCCUGAGGACGACCCGUGGGUGACCAGCAACGAAACGAUCGCGUGGACUACGUCAAAAAUCGGCAGCUACAACGUGGACAAGAAACUAUUCAAGUGUCAGGAGUGCGAUUCAAUGGGCCUGCUUUCCAGUGUGGCCGAACACUGGCUGGGCACACACGCCGACGUCAAGGUGUUCCAAUGCCCACAAUGUCCGUACGCGAGUGCAUACACAAAGUGCAUCCGCCUGCACUUGGCCCGGCAACACAACGUAGUGGCUGAACACGGGACACAUCAACAAGCUGGCCGGAAGUCGUGGAAGGAGAGCCCAGUGCUCGAAGAGGUCACCAGCUAUCUGGGCCGGUUGAAGGCAGCGGCGGACAAGGCGAUAGCCACAGCUGCAGCUGCCACAGCGGCCGCCGCCGUAGCCGCAUCCGUUGUAUCAACGUCCGCCGAACAAGACGUCGCCGACGACGAAAUGCGACUGAACGCGGCUGACACGGAAACGCAGACCGCUCAAAAGCGAUUCAACUGCGCCCACUGUCCGUACGCCACAGACCGGCGAGACCUGUACACCAGACACGAGAACAUACACAAAGAGGACAAACCGUUCCAAUGCGACAUAUGUCAGAAGCAGUUCAAUCGGGCGGACCACGUCAAGAAACACUACACGCGCAUGCACAGAGAACACGAGUACUGCUUGAGCCGAGUAAAACGCGAUCCAUUCGCCAAGUCGGCGGCCGCGGUACACCAUCAGCAGAGAGUGACGCUGUACUCGGGCGACCCACCGCCGCUGGAACCAGAGACGCAGAUCAUCGUGUCGCGGCGGAUCGACGAACAACCGUUGGCCACGGCACCGAUCAUUACCACCAACAAUCCCACCAUGCCCACUUUAGUGCUGGACGACCAUCAACAGCAACAGCAGCAACAACAGCAGCAGCAGACGGUCGUCAAUAUCGCCGUAGUCAAUUUUAACGAACAGACAGGCACGCACACUAUACAAAUACCGAUACCCACUAACCAGAUAAAACCGGUGAUGUUUGCGCCAGACACCAUUCUGUCGGUGGACUCAGUGGUGCCGACGAGCACGGCGGCGAUGACGACGAAACCGAAGGGAAAAGGUAGUAGGAAAAACUUCGAGAAACGGUAUUGCUGCACGUUUUGCCCGUGGUCGGGAGUCGACAAUUGGUGUCUGAAACGGCAUCUCAACACCCACAUGAAGCCGUAUGAGUGCGUGUUCUGCGAGUACAAAGCGGCCAGGGCUGAACGAUUGGCCACCCACGUGUUCAAAGUACACAGCAAACGAAUGUGCUGCCGAUGUUCGUACAUUGCUCAGGACCAAGACGACCUGUAUGCCCAUCAAUCCGAAAACAAUCACAAAAGCGUAAGGUCUCGUCGUACACAGACAUCGCCAAUACCGUCGUCGCCCGAACAAUCCGAGGAAACUGCAGACAAAAAUGACGUAAUUGUCGUUUGGCCAAUGACGGGCGUAACGGAUUCUCAGAGUUCUAUUCAAAUAUAAUAAUUAAUUGAAUCGAUGUGCCAAAACGAAUAUUAUUGUCUAAUCGCAUAGUUACAGGGAUGAAAUAAACUAUCGAUAGGCAUGAUACAACACACUAAACCUCAACUGAGCAUUUAGAAUAAAUAAUUCGAAUCUACAUGAUAUAUAAUAAUAUAAAUGACUCUCAAAUUAAACUGUAAUUACUUUUUAAGUACAAAAUUGGAAGAAAAAAUUGUAUUAUUCCCAAAGCCCAAA